Trichoderma breve is the source of this 555-nucleotide messenger RNA. RefSeq lists its product as uncharacterized. The transcript has 2 exons. The record is from RefSeq and is a predicted model, not a curated record. The coding region runs from base 1 to 555 and encodes 184 amino acids. NCBI's taxonomy places the organism in Eukaryota, Fungi, Ascomycota, Sordariomycetes, Hypocreales, Hypocreaceae.
AUGGAGACAACCCGCAGCAUUCAUCCCAACCAGCAAAAGCUCAUCGACCGGGCUCGAGAAUUCUUGGCCGAAGUUGAAGACUUAACUCCGGGCAAAGAUCUUGAAGCGACACUGAACCGAGACUACGGUCCUGGAAACCCAUACUAUGAUGACUUCUGCCACCUAAUUCGACAAGCUCUCGAGAACGACGAAGGUUGGGUGGCAAUCGACGAGAUAGAUGGUCCAAAGUAUCGUCGCACAAGGAUCAGUCCUCCGUCUGAGUUGAACCGUCACUUUAGCAUUACGACCGUUUACAUGGACAGCCAAGAAGAAUAUCGCGGCCAGUACCACCUCCACCCAUACGGCGAACUCAACUGUGUCGUUCAGUUGGAUUCAUCAGCCGAGUUGAUGGGAAUGUCCGGGUGGCAAGGCUCCGGUUGGACUUCGCCAGGUCCCGGGACUCAUCACUAUCCAGAGGUCCGCGGAGGCGCCCUGGUGGCUCUCUUUUUCCUGCCGGCCGGCCGCAUAUCCUAUAAGAGAUCGAAACCGGGAGAUCCGCAGCCAAUAGCUAUCUAA